Messenger RNA from Penicillium taxi, 762 nucleotides. RefSeq names its product MICOS complex subunit MIC26/MIC27. Bases 1 to 762 code for a protein of 253 amino acids. The transcript has 3 exons. Gene Ontology annotation, biological process: cristae formation. The record is from RefSeq and is a predicted model, not a curated record. Gene Ontology annotation, cellular component: MICOS complex; mitochondrial crista junction. Lineage: Eukaryota; Fungi; Ascomycota; Eurotiomycetes; Eurotiales; Aspergillaceae.
AUGUCGUUCCGGCCGAUGUUGCAACAGCGGGCUGUGGCUCCGUUCGCAGCCGCUCUCCUCGCAGGAGGCAUGGCUUUGUAUCCCAGACAGACAGCUUACGCAGAGGACCCUCGAGAGAGGAAACCUAUCUACGAUGAUGACUUCUCAUCUGAGAUCCCUGCUCCCAAGCCUGUCGCACCUGAGCCCGUAGCUCCCGCGGCUCCUGUGUCAAGCAUCUUGCCCUCGUUGCAAUCAUCUCCUUCUUCGCCGACCCCGACAGAUAUCCUGACCUCCCAGGUUCGGCAAGCUCGGCUCUUUCUCUAUUCGCAUUCCCUUGCCGCCGAGCAGGGCUUCAAUGACUUCCUGUCUCGCGCCCUGAACAUUGAAAACGCCUUCACCAACACCGUUGCAUCGCUCGCUCCCUCCCCUGAGUCCGGAGAGCGCCUCGCCCCCGGUGGUGUCUAUGUCGUCGUGGCCGCUAUGGCCGGCUCCAUUGUAUCGCGCAACCGCGGUAUUUUUCUCCGCACUAUUUCGCCACUUGCAUUUGGCACUGUUGCAGCUUAUGCUCUGCUCCCGGUUACUAUGAGAAAUGUUGGAGAUUUGGCCUGGGAGUACGAGAAGCGCUUCCCUGCUGUGGCCGAACAGCACAUUGCUGCUCGGGAGCGAGCGGAGCGAUUCAUCUACACUGGUAUCGCUCACAGCGCUAUGGGUCGCCAGAUGCUGGAAGACAAGAUUGGCGAGGCUCGGAAGAAGCUGGAGGAGAUUGUGACCAAGGGUCACUAG